GGCGCCCCUGCUCUUAACCCGCGCGCGGGGGCGCCCAGCCACUGGGCUCCACUGAGCCAGCGAGCGGUCAGCGCGGAGCCGGAGACGCGCGUCCCGACCCAAGCCAACGCAGCCCGCAGGCAUGGCCCCCGCAGCGGCGUCAGGGGGCAGCUCCCUGCCCAGUGGCUUCGCAGUCUUCACCACCUUCCCCGACCUGCUCUUCAUUCUCGAGUUUGUCUUCGGGGGCCUGGUGUGGAUCCUGGUCGCCUCGUCGCUGGUGCCCGUGCCCCUGAUCCAGGGCUGGGUGAUGUUCGUGUCUGUGUUUUGCUUCGUGGCCACCACUGUCCUGCUCAUCCUGUACAUAAUUGGCGCCCACGGCGGGGAGGCUUCCUGGGUCACCCUGGAUGCCGCCUACCACUGCACCGCCGCCCUGUUUUACCUGAGCGCCUCAGUCCUGGAAGCCCUGGCCACAAUCCAGAUGCACAACGGCUUCACCUACAAGCAGUACCAUGAGAACAUCUCCGCUGUGGUGUUUUCGUAUGUAGCCACUCUGCUGUAUGUGGUCCAUGCGGUCUUUUCUUUAAUCCGAUGGAAGUCUUCGUAAAGCCAUGGAAGAUCUGUAGCUGAGAGCCAACGGUGUUAACUGACCAGCCUGCUUUCCAGCAUAACUUUUUAGAAUGCAGACAUGCUCGCCAUGGUGGAUAAAAGAAAACACCCCCCCCCAAAAAAAAGCAACACUGUUUCUUGUGGGUGAUUGAUAUGUUUACUCUCCUGUAGACCUUCAGUCAGGGUUGGGAGCCAGCCACCUUUAACCUCCAAAGACAGCUGUCUUUCCUGGGUCAUUUCCUGUUGUGAGGGGAUGGUGGGGGUAGGAAGUGGGGGCUGUGGCCUGGAGAGACCAUGGAACAAAGACCCCCUGCUGACCCUUGGGUGGGUCUCCAGAACUCUCCAUUGGAAUUUUCCACAGGCUCUCUGAGCACCCAUCUUGUGGCGUGUUUCUAAGUCUUCAUGGAAAGUAAAACCCACCCAACAAAUAUUUGCAGAUGUCUAUGGUGGGAAAUGAUAAACCUUUUUAACACUCAUAAAGUGCCUUUAUGUUCAA
Hipposideros armiger (great roundleaf bat) is the source of this 1081-nucleotide messenger RNA. RefSeq names its product mal, T cell differentiation protein (MAL blood group) (gene MAL). Gene Ontology annotation, cellular component: membrane. The transcript is spliced from 4 exons. Bases 122 to 583 code for a protein of 153 amino acids. Lineage: Eukaryota; Metazoa; Chordata; Mammalia; Chiroptera; Hipposideridae. Gene Ontology annotation, molecular function: structural constituent of myelin sheath. The record is from RefSeq and is a predicted model, not a curated record. Gene Ontology annotation, biological process: myelination.